Myodes glareolus (Bank vole) is the source of this 11392-nucleotide messenger RNA. RefSeq names its product potassium voltage-gated channel subfamily A member 2 (gene Kcna2). Lineage: Eukaryota; Metazoa; Chordata; Mammalia; Rodentia; Cricetidae. Gene Ontology annotation, cellular component: dendrite; axon terminus; membrane. Gene Ontology annotation, biological process: potassium ion transmembrane transport; protein homooligomerization; action potential. The record is from RefSeq and is a predicted model, not a curated record. Gene Ontology annotation, molecular function: protein binding; delayed rectifier potassium channel activity.
GCGCCCGGCGGAAUCCCGGCUGGAGCCCUGGGCGAUGGGAGAGGUCCCAGACCCCUCCCGGUACUGGGGCCAGCGGGAUUGGGUCGGCGGGGGGCCAGCCCGGAAGCCAGCUUCCUCUAGGCUCCCCCUCUCCGAGAAGCCAAUCCGCCUCGCAGCCUGGCAGCUUGAGCGUUUGUUCUGUGCUUCCCUGCCGAGAUGUGAGGGAUUUUCUCUUGGGAAGAAAUCAGUGGUCGAGUGCGUGCCCAGCUCAAAUGCCACUCAACCGAAAGCAAGGCCUGAGGCCUAGGGAUCCCGGAGGGAGAGCAACAUCACGCCUCCUGAGGACAACCAGGAGAACUCUGGCUUUUGUUGAGCUGUGUGUCUUACCUCCUUCCUUCCAAAGGCUUCAGACCCAGACUUUGCUCUUCUCAAGUCCAGAAUGCCCCUGGCCAGGCAUUAGUCUGUCCCUCCAGCCCUAUCCAGCCCUAGAGCACACCUCCAGGACCUGGAACCUGCCCUCCCGCUCAGGAUGACUCACCAUUAUUCCCAGCUCAAGUGAGAAGAUGUGACAGGGAGCUGAGCUGCCUAUCUGUGUAUCUAGGAUUCCUGUAGCAUCUCAUCUGUUCUUCAGGGAACCGCAGGCGCCUGCCUGGCCAGCCAAGCGAGGCUGCGUCUCCAGCUCUCAGAGGGCUCUGGGGCUCUCCUGCAGGAGCACAGCCUGAUGCUUCUGCGUUCCCUCGGGCCCAGUUACCAGCACCCUGAGCCCCCUGCUGCAAGAGGCAUAGAGUAAAGCACUCUCCUCAGCCCCAAUUAUGACAGUGGCUACCGGAGACCCGGUGGAUGAGGCUGCUGCCCUCCCUGGGCACCCGCAGGACACCUAUGACCCAGAGGCAGACCACGAAUGCUGUGAGAGAGUGGUGAUCAACAUCUCAGGCCUGAGGUUUGAGACUCAGCUAAAGACCUUAGCCCAGUUUCCAGAGACCCUCUUAGGGGACCCCAAGAAGCGGAUGAGGUACUUCGACCCCCUCCGAAAUGAGUACUUUUUUGAUCGCAACCGCCCUAGCUUUGAUGCCAUCUUGUACUACUACCAGUCUGGGGGCAGGUUGAGGCGACCUGUGAAUGUGCCCUUAGAUAUAUUCUCUGAAGAAAUCCGGUUUUAUGAGCUAGGAGAAGAAGCGAUGGAGAUGUUUCGGGAGGACGAAGGCUACAUCAAAGAAGAAGAACGUCCUCUGCCCGAAAAUGAGUUUCAGAGACAGGUGUGGCUUCUCUUUGAAUAUCCUGAGAGUUCAGGGCCUGCCAGGAUUAUAGCCAUUGUAUCCGUCAUGGUCAUUCUGAUCUCAAUCGUCAGCUUCUGUCUGGAAACCUUGCCCAUCUUCCGGGAUGAGAAUGAGGACAUGCAUGGUGGUGGGGUGACCUUCCACACCUACUCCAACAGCACCAUCGGGUACCAGCAGUCCACCUCCUUCACCGACCCUUUCUUCAUCGUAGAGACUCUCUGCAUCAUCUGGUUCUCCUUUGAGUUUCUGGUGAGAUUCUUUGCCUGCCCCAGCAAAGCUGGCUUCUUCACCAACAUCAUGAACAUCAUUGACAUUGUGGCUAUCAUACCUUACUUUAUCACCCUGGGGACAGAGUUAGCUGAGAAGCCGGAGGACGCCCAGCAAGGCCAGCAGGCCAUGUCACUGGCCAUUCUCCGUGUCAUCCGGUUGGUAAGAGUCUUUAGGAUUUUCAAGUUGUCCAGACACUCCAAAGGUCUGCAGAUUCUAGGUCAAACCCUCAAAGCCAGCAUGAGGGAACUGGGCCUUCUGAUAUUCUUCCUCUUCAUUGGGGUCAUCCUCUUCUCGAGUGCUGUCUAUUUUGCAGAAGCUGAUGAGCGAGAGUCCCAAUUUCCCAGCAUCCCGGAUGCUUUCUGGUGGGCAGUCGUCUCCAUGACAACUGUAGGCUAUGGAGACAUGGUUCCAACUACCAUUGGGGGAAAGAUAGUGGGUUCCCUGUGUGCAAUUGCAGGUGUGUUAACCAUUGCCUUACCAGUCCCUGUCAUAGUGUCUAAUUUCAACUACUUCUACCACCGGGAGACAGAGGGAGAGGAGCAGGCCCAGUACUUGCAAGUGACAAGCUGUCCAAAGAUCCCGUCCUCCCCUGACCUAAAGAAAAGUAGAAGUGCCUCUACCAUAAGUAAGUCAGAUUACAUGGAGAUACAGGAGGGAGUGAACAACAGUAAUGAGGACUUUAGAGAGGAGAACUUAAAAACAGCCAACUGUACAUUGGCUAACACAAACUAUGUGAAUAUUACCAAAAUGUUAACUGAUGUCUGACGAAGCCUAUUAAUGUACUCACAGCUCCACAGGACUAAUGCAGAUGUUGCAUAAGAGCCUGCAUUGUAGUCAGUGUCCUACAGUGUGCAUCUGGUUCUGCAUGGAAAGCAAUAGUCGUGCAAGUGACUUUUGACCUUUUGAUUUUUGAUUUAGAACACAGAAUAUUUAUCAAUGGCUUUUAUGAAAUCUUCAUCACUGACUUACAGGUUUCCAAAGAUGGGAGUCACCUAUGGAGCCGGCAUCUCAUUGGCACAGUGCCGCCACCUCAUAGCCCGCACACAAUCCAUCGUAUCAACGCCAUCCUAACACCCUAACUAAAGGCAAACACACCUGGCAGGUGCCUCCUCCCUGCCACACCCUACCACCCCACUUCAGCCCACCCACCCCUGCACAGAGGAGCACUACCAUGGCUUAGUUUGAAAGUUCUGGUGACUACUCCAAAGGUCGUUCCCAUUUUUGCCUUGAAAAGAACACACGGUCCUGUGUGUUGGAAUUACUUUCUGUGUCACAGGCUGGGGUUUGUAGAUUGCAGUUGCCAACUAGAUGCUCCGGAGUCUUAUGUUUCGUAAUGGACAUGCAGCAUUCUGCUUUUUCUCUGCAGUGUUGACGUGGGGGAAGCCCAGGGGGUGGGGGAGGGACAAUUAACAUGACCAAAUAUGAGUUGUCAAGUUUUAUAUUUGUUCCCUUAGGCCUAUGGGGAGAAGCUACCGAAUUCAGGGACUUCUCAACUUCAGAUACUGUUUUCGCAAGCUUCAGGGUCACAGAACAUGUUCAAUUUCUUCUCUUACUCUGGCGUUUACAGACAUCUGCUUUCCCGAUGGUGUGGGCCUGCUCCACUACAGUGCAGUGGAGUAGACCAGUCAUGCAAUAGAGCUGCAUGGGUGUUCACUGCAUGAAUCUCAAUAUUUAAAACACAGAGGAUAACUUAUCUUCCUAGUAGCCUAUACAGUAUUCAUACGUAGAGUAUUAAUAGCCUUGGGAUGGUACUGAACUAGGCUUUUUUUCCCCAUCAGAAGGCAAAAGCCCUCCAUCAGGGAAAAGCAAAUAGACUAUUUGGAAUGGGGAACCAAAACUUCUGGCUGGCCCCCCAGCCCAUCCACCUCUGUUCUUUCAAUGGGAGCAAAGACUCUGCCACACCAGGAGAAUGAACAGAAAAGUCAGAGUCUAAGCACUCACGUGACUGAACAGUGGGAAUUAAUCCAGUCAUGGGUAUGGCUACAAUCCUUACCAGGACAUUGCUCCUGAGGACAGGCAGAUCUGUGGGUUCAGUGUACAUAAAUAUAUAUCAGCUAUCUAUCUUUCUCCCUCAUGUGUUCCUCUAGUAAGCUAUAGAAAAAUUGCAUUUGAACAUUGUAUAAGCUUAUGCAAUAUUUUGACACAGGGCAAUUUAUGCAUGUGUUUGACUAUGUGCACUAGAAUAUAUAUAUAUACAUACACAAGUGUGUGUAUAUGUACAUUAUACACACACACAUACACAUAUAUAUAUAUAUAUAUUCAUUCUCUGGAGUGCAGAUUCAGGAGCAAAUCCAUUGCUUGGUGGGUUGGUUGUAUAAGAAGCCCAAUGGGUAUGUUAAAACCCACUGAACCUGGGUUUGCUGUCAUUGCCUCAGACACACUCCAGUGUUCAUGGAUUCCUAGACAUUAGAAUUGUCUUUCUGCCCUCCAUGUGCUGCAGCUUCAGUUUCCCAUGGCUGAAGCUUGUCUUACUGAGUGCAGUGCACAAGGGUCCUAGAGCCCUCACAGCUCCAGCUAUCCUGGGUCAAGCCCACCCCAGGCCUCUCUACAACUCAUCCCAUUAACCAUUUCCACUAUUAUCCUCUCUCCCAUUUGAUUCUCUCUCAUUUGCCUCUGCAUCCAUCAUUUUCAUGAACCUGUCCCUAGGAUGGAUCCUCUGCUUUGGUCCUUGGGACCAGAUUCUGCUGAUCUAGACGUAAAGGAAGCCUCCUAUUGGUGGAAAUUUCCAGAUUCUGGAGCCAAGGGAUGGAUUCCCUACACAGCCCAAAGCAUCCUUUUCAUUACUUAACUCAAACUCUCUCCCUAGCACACUGGUAAUAAGAGCUGCCCUUUAAAAAAUGAGAGUUGUCCCGCCUCAAAGAGAUGUGCUAGAUUUUAUUGACUCCCCAUGGGAAGCCUUACCCUCUCUGAGGAAUGGAUGGGGGUGAAGGGGGAAGAUGAAGGGAGCAGGAGAAAGGAAGAAAGUAGGAGCUGAGAUUGGUACAUAAAAUUUCAAUUAAAUAAUAAUAAUAAAGGAAUUACCCCCACCCCAAGAACAGGUAAAGAAUAAAUGAACGCUGUAGAGCCUCAAUGUAGAGAAUGUAUUGGCCUUAGGAAGUGGGGGACAGCUUGUGCCUCUUCAUGCUAGGUUUCUUUGCCUUUUGACACAGUGGCUUAAAUUCCCCAAACACAGUGAAUCAUAAUCAGACUGUUCAGUAUUGAUUCCAGCCCAGGCAUCACUGUUCACUAGUUGGUACCUACAGUUGUCUUAGGGGUGCUAGUCCAGGGUGCUCAUUAGUCCUGGUCACCCACAUCCCCAGAGUAUCCCAUGCCAGACACAAAGCCUCUGUGCUUUUUUUCUCCUUUGUGGGAGGUGGUGCUUCAUAACGUGGGGUGGGAGGGACAUACUGGAGGGUAGAAAGUUAAAGAAACCCAUACAAAAGUCUAGGUAGGGGAAAGUUACCUAUUCACAAAAUCCUUGGCCUGGGAACCAUAAAAUGUGCGCACAUGUGCAUCAUAAAAUAAAUGAUACAUCAUUGUCACACAAAAAUAUAAAAUAUGCAACAUAUAUGCAAAAUACCCAUAGGCCAAAAUAAUAUAAACAGUAUACAAAUAAGAGAUAUACAAAACAAACACGUCGCCCAAAUAUAGAAUGUGCAUACCAACACAGAAUAUCUGCAAGAGAGAUAUUUAACCUGUGUGCAAACACACAGCAUACAACUCAUAUGCAAAAUAUACAAAUCCAACUGGGGGACAAUGGAUAUACAUCAAAAUGCAUAAAUGAUGCUUUGUCAUUGUUUCUGCAUACGAGCUCAGCAUGUAUACAUAGUGCACAGAGUUAUACGAGAUACACACAAAAAGCAGUACCCAUGCCCAACAAUACACACAAAAUUUAGACAUUGAAUCACUAAUCAUGCAUACACUUCCACAUCUAAAAUUUGAUGGACAAAGGCAAGGGAUCAGAUUUAAUUGCUUUUCCUUGCCUAUAUCAAUAACCCUCAACAUUCUCCAAGGAGUCUCUUCUUUGACAUCCAGCCUCCUUCCUGAGACAGGAUUCCUGAGGUUUCAAGCAGAAAGAUGGGCCACUACAUCAAGCACUGAAAUCUCCUGGGUUUGCUACCAUUCACCUUCUUUCAAACAGCACUCAGAGUGCAGGGUGUGCGAAAUGACCUGCAAGAACUUAGCAACCUAAUAUGGGCUUCCAUGAUGUACCUUUUCUUUCAGAGAAAAUCCACACAGAUGACUCAGUCUCCCCUCCAAGUAUCCACAAUCUCCAGGUUUAUCCCUAUUCUCUUGAAGCAGUGAUGGCUCAAGAAACUAUAGGGUUCUGGACCCUAAGCCAGGUUGAAAUACCCCAACAUUCUUUGAGCCAAAAGAUCUUAUUACCCAGCCUUCCAAAGUACCUCUUUGUCUGGAGCCAUGUCAGAAACUUGAUUCCCUAUAUAGACUUAGCUCCUAAAAUGAGACUCCUUUUCUUGCUCAUGGCAUUUCACUCACCCUUGGGCACAAAUUUAAUAAGUCAACUCUUGAUCACCAUCUCUGAGUGUUCAGUCUAGGCAUGCUUCCCCACCAGGGCUCCCAGGGAAGCCUGACCUCCCAUUCAAUUGUGGUGCCUUGACAAACCUGCAGACCAAUUUAGCUGAAGUAAAAUGUGACGAAGGACGCUAAAUCAUGGCUAAAAGAGCGUUAGCAAUCUUUUGAGGACCUGAUUUCUAUCCUCUAUUCUAACACUAGAUUUAAACACUUUGUAAGAUUACCCACCAUCAUAGAGCCCCAGGUACUACUGUUCUUUCUGCUCGUAGGACCAGGUAGGGCCUGAGUACUUUUUGGCAAAGGUUUUAUGUAGCCUUGGAUCAACUUCUACGGUUCCAGGUUUAUUAGCACUCCCUUCAAGGUUCCAGAGAGGAGACAACAAGAGCAGAAAAUGAGCAUGUGGUCCAAAACUUGUACACUGGAACUUGUGUUUCCAAAGCGAGAUACCAAUUUCCACCCUAACUUUGUGAGAUGCUCUGUGGCCUUGGACAUUUUAAAAGUUGGAGUUUCUGGGAGGUUGGGAAGGAAGGAGUCAAGGAAAGGCAGAGAAAUUGUCAGGAAAGAGAAAAUAACUGAGCAGUUGACUUUCUAAGUAAGUUUAUCAAGAACCAAGUUUUCAUUGGUUAAAUAAAUUUAAUUUUAUUUAGUUAAGACUCUAUGCCUUUCUGGAACUUCAGUGGUGUAUGAUUGUCAAGUCUUGGUGAGAAAAGAUGGCUCUUCUAAGGAUCCUCCGCCUGGGAGCUCAGUGCCAGUCACAGACAUGGAAAGGAGGUGGAAACUGAUCUUCCCCAGAGAAAGCUAGAGGAAGUACAAGGGCAUGUGAAGGUCAUAAAGAGUGCACAGUGCUCUGACCUGCUAACCUAGGAAGGAGGAGGACCCCAGAGCUCUCCUGUGGCCCCCUAUUCCCCUGCCGUAACAAUCUGAGUGUGGCGGAUGGGAUGGCUACCUGGCCUGAAAGGGGUCUGAUGUCUAGGCUACUAUUUCUGGCUACACAAUAGAAGUCCCUUUUACCUUGAUAAAGUUUCCAUUGUUCAGGUUCAAAUUCAUGACCUUAGUUCACCAACAUCCCUGGCCACUCGAGUCAACCAGCAGGAGAUACAUGCUGGAAGCUGUCUUCAUAGUUAGUGUGACUGUCAUCUGUACCCUCAGUCUUGGCCCUUGUUGAGACCCCCCCCCAACCUCCAUGGAGCAGAAAGCAGGGAAGGACAGGAGGGGUAAGAGAAUCCAUUACAAGCACCUCAACUAACCUAGUCCACUUUGCCUCUCUUUCUGUCCCCCUUCCCCCGGAACUCAGCUCCAUCCCUCAUAGUUUGUGUCUAAUGUUUUUAAAGAGGAAAUGUGCAAUAAAAGCAAUAGUGACUGUUUCCUUUAGCAAUAGCUCUUUCAAAAUCUUGCUCUCAGGACUGAAAAGUGAUAGAUAGUACAUAGACCACCAGAUAACGCCCUUGACCUCUGGACAUUUGUUCCCAGUUUCUGUAGUUCUUCCCACUUCAUCCCAUGAAUGAUUCCUGUCUGCUGAGGUCUGACCUCCUUCUGCAGUGAACGAGUACACAGAGAUGCAGUGUUCCCCCAAGGAAGGCCUGUGAGAAGGCCUUCUUUUGUCGUCUUUCGGGCUCUUUUCUGUGUGCAUCUCUCUCGAUAUGUGUCUCUGUGCCCCUCUUCCACUGCCUCUCCUUCCUACCUGUUCUUUCACAGCACCCUAGAGACAUCUAGGCACCGAAACCUUUGCGUUUGAGUGACCUCAUGCCAGCCCAUCUUGUUGACUUUGUGUUGUCUGUCAGGUAUAAUGGAAGCCUAUAAGAGAGCGCUUACUGAUAGAUAAGAAUAAAGCAUCCUGAGCCAUUAUAGAAGAUCCUUUCCGUGCAGAAAAAGCCAUUACUUGAUUCUUUUGCAGCCUCUCCAGGGAGAUGAAUAUGAAAUGUAGCCCUGAGGUGUACACCUGGGAUCAGUUACUUGGGCAGAUUUGGGGAUUGCCCUCUGACUCUCCUUCACAAUAGACUGACUUGCUCAACCGUAUAGACUUUAUCAGCGCUUCAGAGCAAAGUGAGUCUUAUGGCUUUGAAGGGAGGUGGACAGGCACAGAGGUGUGGGUGGUCAGGGAGUAGCAUUAGUGAAAUAAACCCCACUUGCCACUACAGGGUGCAACUGUGCAAAUAUUUCACACAUCACCCAGGGCUUUGAAAGGGAUCCCUUUCUUGAAACAUCUGUGAGGCGAGCUAUUACCAUUCAGACUGGACUCAGGGAAGGCUGGCGACCCCGGGAGCCCUUUCCAUUCCUUCUCAGUUUACUUUGCUCCACACAUCCUUGUAUAGCCUGACCUUGGGGAAUCUCAGGGAGGAGAGUGUCCUAAAUGCUUUGCAAUCUGGUUAUUUGAGGGGAGAUGGGAAAAUGUGUGGUUCGGCUUUUGUGAUUGGAAAGUGGUAUUUCCAAAAUAGGUUAGGGUAAACUCUUGCCUUAGUUAAGUAGAGCGUUUUGAGAAGACAGAAGACCUUGCAUGGCUCAGCGUCAACCUUCUAAACCUCAGUGCUUGGUGUAUGAAAACGAAGGUGAAGCAGACCAAAGAAACAGGCUAAAUAAUGCUGGCUGCAAAAUAGAUGUGGGCACAUUAUAGCUUAUCAGAUGCGCUGUUUGCCUCUUCCUAAAAGUAUAGAAAGACAACAUAAUUCCUGUCAAUAAAGAGUUUAGUUAAUUGGUCCUGAGUUAUUAAGAGGUUUCCCAUAUAUACAUAUACCUGUGUGUAUAUAUGUAUAGUGUAUGUAUAUAUGUAUGCCAUUUAUUUCAGAAAAUUACACAAAUAGAUGUUGACCAAUCUCAGUUUCACUAGUGUGGAAUAAAUUUGGCAUUCUAAGGAAUAAGCUGCGUUUACUUGAAUUUUAAUGUGACCUUUUUUUUGCAUUCUUUCCGCCUCUCCAGCUCUGUGCUUUUUGUGCUUAAGAAACUAUCUAGAAGGCAUUUCUUCAAACAAAAGGACAGGCUCAGGGUUGCCUCUUUCCCUUCCCUGCCAGGUGGCUGCCUGACUCAAGGAUCAAAGGGAAGUGUGAUCCCAGGACCAGGUGCUUUCUUUUCCUUUUUUCUGCCUGCCUUGUUUGGCUGUAACCUCAUCCCUCAAGACCAGAAAAGUUAUGCCCAACUUUGUAGCUCUAGGGGAGUGGAAUAUUCUGAGACUUGGCACAGGGCUGGUCUCUAGUUUUCUCUCGGUCGGUGUUAGAGUCCUAGGCUUGGAUUUCUUGAGUUCUGACUUAACGUCAGUGAAGAAUGAAAAAUAUGGGCUUUGUGGUCGUUGGUGAAACGAACCCGGUAUGCAGUUGAGUCCGCUUAGUGUAAACAGAGGGCCAGGCCUAGAGCAACUAAGACCCACUUGUCUUCUUGGGGGAUGAGCUGUAUACACCAUUCAAGAAACUUCUGGGUAGAAGCCUAAACAUGCCCUCCUUGCUAUCCUGUCUGGCAAUGUUAAACUCCCAGGGAAACACUUUUCUCAGCCUCAUCUCUGCAUUAAACUGAGUGCACUCUACUUGGAGGUGGGUGGGAGGGAUUCCUCACUAGUAUCUGAAGGUGAUACAGGGGUGGCUGUCAUCUGCCCGCCUUCCCAGAAGCUCGGCAGUCUGGUCAAGUGAGCCAUCAUCCAGGAGUGGAAGCCUUUAGCCUUGACUUAGCAUGACCAACUGGAGAGUGCUGCCAUUGCCCUGUCUAAAUGGUCCCCUCCCCUCCGGCUAAGAAGUCCUUGCAUCAUUCCACUGACGGAUGCCUAGUGCAGGUGUGAUUACAUAAUACUGUGAACAGCUGCUGCAUCGGCUCCAUAAUGAAGGGGAGUAGAGAAACGGCUGGGUCAUGGAACCUUAGGUAGCUACCCAGAGGACUCCACGCUGUGUCUCUGGGUCCUUGUGAGAGGCCUCCGAGCCCUGCUUCUCCUUGAAAACGACUCCCUAGACACUGCUGCCUUGCUUGUCUGACUGCGUAAACACUUGGAACUGCAGAGAAAGCAAAGGAGGAGCUUAGGGAAGAGACUGUUCAGGGGCAUGCUUCGCUAGCAGACAGUUUCCAUAUUAGCUGCUAGCGUGACUGGCUUCUGAACUUACGAAGCGAAGGGCAGACACUUUGGCCUGCCAGGCGAGGCUAGAAGGGAGCACACGAGUUCGCAGCUAUUCACUGGAUAGGGAAGCAAGAAGCAAGGUCUGGGUGGCUUUGGCAAGGGUGAGUCUCAGCUCCUGAGAGUUUGAACAUGCUCCGUGCUUGCCCCAGUUCUGCCUUCACGUGGGAGCCAGCGACCCAGUUUCUUUUUGUUGUCGUGCUUGGAUGGUUCCUUCAUUUGAAGGGCUCCAGGAAGCUGGAAAGUCCCAUGACUGAUCUCCAGCCCUGCUGGGCAAACAAUGCCCCAGCCAAAUUGGCCUCUUCCUGGGUUUCUGCAUCCAUGAACCCCUCUCUCCCACUGAGGGUGAUCUUGGAACAGCCAGGGUUAAUGGUGCCAGCAAGCAAGAAGGAUUCUCUUGUUUCCAUUACAGACAGAGCUGUAAAGCUCUUAAGUGGGGGGUUGUUGCGUGCUUAUGGGCUUAUUAUAUAGGCUGUCUCUGGAGAACAUAUCUAUAUAUAAUAUAUUAUAUAUAUUAUAUACGUGUGUGUAUAAAUAUAUGUGUGUAUAUUUAUACACACAGUGUGGAAAUAGGCUCAUGCAGCGUAGACUAAUUAGGGUUUCCACUGGCUUCUUUGCUGCUCAUGCAUGACUCUGCAGCUGCUCUCCCAUGUCCUGUCUCUAAAAAAAAAAAAAAAAUCACCAAAAACUCAAAGAGGAGAGGAAGAUAAAUAAGCCUCUCUGGGAUCAAUAGGAAAAGGAACUCCAAGGCUGAUGGCAAAGCUUCCUAAGGAUGAUGCUGAAAGGGAACUUGGGUCUCCAUGGUGAUAAGAGACAGAGAACCAAUGAGAGCUGAAGGCGGAGCAGGACUUGUGAGGAGGACUCAUGGGAGUUGGAAGUCAUUUAACUAUUUGUUUGCUUCAUGAAAAUUUAGACACCAGCUGUAACUGCAUUGCACAGGAUGUAUAGAUGUUAGCUUUCUUGCUGACAUAGUCUGGAAGCUUUCAGUCCCACCAACACUGCCCCCACCCAGGACUUCUGCAGCUGAGAGUCCCUGUGUCAGUAGGGUCUGAUGUAUGUACAUAGAUUAUACAUAUAUGUGUACAUAUGUGCCUCAAUGAACAUUGCCUGUUCACCUUAUCAUGGGUGUACAUAGACUUCAUAGAGCUCCACAGUCUUUUGUAAAUAUCGACACAAGUAAAUAAGUAUAUAAAUAUAUAUUACUGAGGAUUUAUUUUACCAUCAUUCUGUGUGAAAUGACAAAAAUAAAAUUUUUGACAGACACCAA